Messenger RNA from Stylonychia lemnae, 1050 nucleotides. The record is from the annotation of a GenBank genome assembly. NCBI's taxonomy places the organism in Eukaryota, Ciliophora, Spirotrichea, Sporadotrichida, Oxytrichidae.
AUGGAGACAUUACUCAACAUUACUAAAUAGUUGUAGGAGUUAGCUGGUGACGAAAAUAAAUUAAGAUUGCUGAUGGAGGAAUAAGAGAAAUUAAAGCAAGAGGAAUAAAAGGCAAAGCAAGAUACCAAUUUAAAUAGCAUUGAAGAAGAAUCAGAAGAGUAAAAGCUGUAAAAAGACAAGAAUCAUAAGAUUCUCAAGCAAUAAGCGCAGGGAUUUGAUCCUCACUUUUACAGUCCAUAGGUUCAUGUAGGCAGAAGUCUCAACUUCCACGGAGAUCUAUUUGGUAUCAAUCCUCAGCCUGUAAAGCCAUUCAUCCUAGGUAUAUGUGGUGGUCCAAGCAGUGGUAAAUCAACAGUGACUAACAUGAUAAAGAGCAAGCUUAAAAAUCAACCACUUACUCUGAAUUUGAUGGAUUUCUAUCUCCCUUUAAGAGGAAAUCUUAGAAGGAGAAAUUCUACUGAUUCCAAAGAUAAGGAAUUGGAUGAAGCUCAAAUUCAAAGAGAGAUCAAUGAAAUAGAGCGACAUUAUGACUUCGACAAUCCCUCAGCUAUCGAUUGGGAUUUACUUAUCAAAGGACUAUAAUUGCUGGUUGAAGGAAAACCAUUCAAUAAACCAAAGUAUGAUGAACACUUGAAGGUGAGAGAGGAAAAGACUGAGAGAGUUUACCCAUCAAACUUAAUUAUCCUAGAAGGGCAUUUAAUAUUUACAAACUAAUAAUUGAUGGACAUGCUUGACUUGAAAGUUUUCAUUGAAACUGAUGAUGAUGUUAGACUUUCUAGAAGAGUACUUAAAAUGUCCAAAAAAGGUACUUUAACCAAUCUUCAAGAUUUGCUCUACAAAUACGAAAAGCAAAUCAAGCCAGCUUACGAGAAAUGGAUUGAACCAUCCAAAAAAUACGCUGACAUCAUUAUUCCAAAUUAUGGUUUCAGAUUGGAAAGCAUGGACAUUGAUGAUAUUUUAGUUCCUUUCCCAGCUGUAGAGUUGAUAAUAAAAUAAGUAGAAACAUAAUAGCAUUCCAAUGGAUAAAGAAAAAGAUAGAAUAUCUUCUGA